AUGCUGCGCGAGCCAGCCGCGGGCCGCAACGCCAAAGCGGCCUCGGCGCCAGGCGGCAAUACGAAUCCGUGCCGCCCAACCUUGAGAGGCUUCCGGAUACCAGAAGAUGAUGCCGGCUUCUGCGCCGCUUGCCACUACGAGUCAAAUGUGAGCCUACAGUAUCUACGACAGUGGACAAAAUCACGGUUGCCUGGCACCAUCCUUGGGAUGCAUCACCAGGCUCUAGUGCAUAGAGGCACCCUCGGUCUUGCCGGAUGCAGAGAACAGAAUACCGUAAAUGCUCUUUACGGCUCACAGGAUGACUCUUUGAACAUGCUCGUCGUCAUCGGCGCUGUCGGCAUCCCAGGACGGCUCAUGCCCGCCUUACUCGGCGAACUCCGAUAUACAGAAAGACAGGAACAGGAGAAUGAUGUAUGUCGCAGAAUGCCGUGUGCAUACUGA
Messenger RNA from Cordyceps fumosorosea ARSEF 2679, 441 nucleotides. RefSeq lists its product as hypothetical. NCBI's taxonomy places the organism in Eukaryota, Fungi, Ascomycota, Sordariomycetes, Hypocreales, Cordycipitaceae. The record is from RefSeq and is a predicted model, not a curated record. The coding region runs from base 1 to 441 and encodes 146 amino acids. The transcript has a single exon.